AUGGUCGUUCGUCGCAAGGAAGUGCAGAAAAUGCUCAAAAAGGGAGAAACCGUUCUAUCAAUCUCCUUUCCCGCCUUGGGUUCACCCGAUUUCACAUCUCCAUCUAUGAAGCCAACUCCUCGUGAAGAAGGGCCUGGCCGCAGUAUUUUUUGGCCCGAGGAUGCGGUAUUUUGUGGGCAUCCUAGGUUCAAAAAUCUUGUGAAGAACAUCCGCGGUCGAAGAGGGGAGAAAAUUGCAAUCAACGUGCCAAUCUUUAGGGAUAAAAAUACUCCAAAUCCUUAUAUAGUGAGAAGAUCUCUCUGCACUUGGUGA
Molecule: messenger RNA, 312 nt
Organism: Strongylus vulgaris
Lineage: Eukaryota; Metazoa; Nematoda; Chromadorea; Rhabditida; Strongylidae
Source: the annotation of a GenBank genome assembly